Symbiodinium pilosum is the source of this 1174-nucleotide messenger RNA. Lineage: Eukaryota; Dinophyceae; Suessiales; Symbiodiniaceae. The record is from the annotation of a GenBank genome assembly.
GAAUGUGGAUGCUGGAGGCACCGGCCGCGAGACUGGUCUUGUCUCGGCCGGCCUCUGCGUGCUUUGGAUUUGGCUUGGACCAAUCCUAACGGCCGGGGUGCCCAAGUUUGUGGUUGGAGGCAUGCUUUGCCACCUUGCUUUCGGCUACAUCCUCGACGGCCUUUGGGAGCCUAGGGCAUUGUUGUCCUGCGGCGACUACGUCAUCAUCUGCGCCAUGGUUCUGUACUACCUGGCCACGGAUUUGGUUCCUGCCAUCCUGGUUGGACUCGCACUGUGCAGUUUUAACUUCAUGCUGCGCUACUCGCAGAGUGGACCCCUGGAGUUCGUGACCACAGCAGGCGAUGCGGCAAUGUUUUCAAACCGCUUCCGCCCCAACGGUGAUCGCUUGUACCUGAAGACUGCUCCAGGCAUUGUCGUGGCCCGGACGUUUUGCAGCCAACUCUUUUUCGGCUCUAUGGCCGCCAUCCUUGCGGAGGUGAACCCUUGGCUCCAGAAGGGCCGCUUCCUGCUGCUGGACUUGUCGAGCCUGCGUUCAAUCGACUCCUCUGCGCUUGCCGGUUUCCGGAAGCUGCCCAACCACGUGCAGAUUGUGGCCGUAGGCCUGCCGCUGCAGCUGGAGACACAAGUCCGAAGCGCAGGCCUGCCUGUUUGCAUCUUCCAGUCUAUCGACGAAGCCUUGGAAUGGUGCGAGGACCACAUCUUGAAGUUUAGGUACCUGGAGAUGCACCAGGCGGACUUGAACAUGCAGCUGCUGGGGCGUCCCAGCAACAACCCAUCCUUGCCUGCGCCGGACGAGCCGAGGCUCGAUAGUGCGGGGAUCUCUUCAGCCGUGACGCGAAUCCUUGGCUCCGGCUUGCAGGAUUUGGUGGAUCUGCUGGAGCAGAUCCCAGUGAAGGCGCGCGAAGUGGUUUUCCAUGAAGGCUUGGCGGCAGAAGGUCUAUACAUCGUUGUCAUCGGCGCGUUGCAGAUCCAGCACGGCAGCCAGCGCGGCAUCGUGCUUGGACCAGGUGAAAUUGCUGUGGAUGUCAACAUCAAGCGCAUCUUUGGACAGCAGGCGAAUGCGCGCCGUGGGAAGCCGGUGUCGGAUGGCGAUCUCCUUUGCGAGGUUCUCACAUCCACACGUUUCACUUGGGACAUGACCUACGGCACAGCGACAUACAGCGACGAUUACUGA